Molecule: messenger RNA, 1500 nt
Organism: Chinchilla lanigera (long-tailed chinchilla)
Lineage: Eukaryota; Metazoa; Chordata; Mammalia; Rodentia; Chinchillidae
Gene: Tmem278
Product: transmembrane protein 88B
Exons: 2
Coding region: 327-821 (164 amino acids)
Biological process (GO): negative regulation of canonical Wnt signaling pathway
Cellular component (GO): plasma membrane
Molecular function (GO): PDZ domain binding
Source: RefSeq, a predicted model, not a curated record
GGGGGCCGGGCAGGAGGAAGGAGGGCCCCAGUGUCCAGCCAGGCCAGGACACAUCUGUGUAAGGCCUAACCAGAGCACACAGGAGCUGCAGCAAUAGCCUGGCAGAGAGAGGCUCAGCCUAGCAGUGGGGAAAUCCAGGCAGAGUGUGGCCCUGGAGACUGAUCAUCAGGGCUGGCCCUACUUGGGCCAGCAUCUGCUCUCUGCGUCUGGAUUCUGGAUGGGGGUCAAGCCGGGGGAGGAUUAAAGGGUCCCUAAUCUGACGGGGAGAGUGCUGGUCCUGCCGCCUGACUGCCACUGUGAGCCCUGCAGACCCCUGCCAGGACAGCAUGAGUGAGCAGGACAGGGAGACGGAAGAUGACGAGGAUGGGGGCACGUUGGACACAGCACCCAUGCUGCCCGGAAGGCCUCCUGACCACCAGACCUCCGCCCUGACAUAUGCACAGCGGCCAGGCCAGGCUGGCCGGGGCCUCACGACCCUGCUGCUGCUGGGCCGCGCUCUAGCCUGGCUCCUGCUCCACCUGCUGCUGCCGGGGACAGUCUUCCUGCUGGUGCUGCUGCCUGCGGCGGCCGUGGUUUACCUGGGAUUCCUGUGCCACUCGAGGGUCCACCCGGCUCCCGGCCCCGGCUGCCGCGCUCUGCUCUCGGACCGCGGCUCCGCGGCGCUCAUCGUGUUCGGCUUCCUCUUGCUGCCGCCUCUGCUCGUGCUCGCCUCGGCCGUCCGCUCCCACCUGAUGCGGCGCCUCCGCCCACUGCUACCGCCCUCUGCGUGGACCCCUGAACCCCACUCCAACAGGGAGGAGCAGUUCUGCGCCUGCGUGUGACGCCCGGGAAGACCCCGAGUUCCCCCAUGAUACCCACAAAGCGGUCCCAGGCGCAGGAGCGGGCCACUGUUGGCCUCGAGGCUGCGUGCUCAGUGCGGGGGUGACCACCAGGUGGCACCGAGCUCCUGUGACCCGGCCCGGCCCUUCCGCCUCCCUGGCUGUCCUGGUCGCUACCCCCUUGUGUCCCGGUUCUGCAGGUGGCCAGGCCUACUUGGGGGGCGUUGGGUCACUAAAGGCCAUCACAGUGGUUUCAGAGCCUGUGACUGGUCCGGGGCCAACCCGGGCCAUUGAUCAGGGCUCAGUGUGGCUGGGCUCCAUCUGCCUGGGAGCCAAAGUAAAGGUUUACUCUGUUUUCCUGGGUAAUUUUAAGAUCUCUCUUUAUCUUUGGCGUUUUGCAGUUUUAUGAGCGUAUUUCUAGGUGUGGAUAUGUUUUCCCUGCUACUGAAAAUUGAACUCAGGGUCUCACAUGUGUAGGCAAGGGCUUCUCACUGGGCUGCUUCCCGGCUUUUUCUUUUCUUUUUUUCUUUUUUUUUUUUUAUUUUUGAUACUGGGGAUUGACCACAGCCUUCACACUGAGCUCCCUCCCUCUCUAGCUUUCCUUGUUAUUACUAUUAAUUUUAUUUGGGGAUAUGGUCUCCUCUCUAAAUUGCCCAGGGUGAGCCGGGCGUGGUGGCACACC